Messenger RNA from Guyanagaster necrorhizus, 1674 nucleotides. RefSeq lists its product as uncharacterized. The record is from RefSeq and is a predicted model, not a curated record. Lineage: Eukaryota; Fungi; Basidiomycota; Agaricomycetes; Agaricales; Physalacriaceae. Bases 1 to 1674 code for a protein of 557 amino acids. The transcript is spliced from 3 exons.
AUGUCCAGCACUGCUUCCUCCACUUCUGAUGUGUACGCUGUCUCCAGGGCGGAGGCUCAAUCCUACUACGCAGGCCUCCAUUCUGCACCCACAUUGCUUUACCGCACAGGCAAGGAGUGGUCCCCGCCCAGCGGACCUGAGGCCCAGUGCCGUUUGAAGGAGCUGCGCGAGGUCUUUGACCAUCCAAUUACAACAGUCUGGAACAAUGACUUGGGCUGGAGGGUUGUCAAGGUUUUAGACGCUCACACGAUCCCAUUUACAACGGUAGAUGUUGUUCGUUUUAAGAUGGUCGAGGUCGACGAAGCCCCCGAGGACGAAGAAGACACUGAUAAAGAAACGGUUGAAGCUAAUAAACCGGUUGUCAGUCCGGUUACUAUUUGGAUUGGUGUCUUCCCCGAGUCUACCUCUGCCACGGCUGCCCACGACGCAGCUCAGGAUAUCCUAGCCCUUCUCAAGGACUACCAGAUCACCGACGUCGAUGUCGACUUCCGCGAGUCCUUCUACAUGUGCGAGGCCGGUCCUCGGCUUCUCAAACCCGUCUCUGUCGACGACCCACUCAUUGACGUUGUCGGUCCCCUCACUCCCACCCUCGGCCUGCACAUCUCUACCAAGGCCAGGCCCGACGCUGGGGGAACGAUGGCCCUCUACCUCGCCCAGGGUGGCGGCAGUGAGAAACUCUUCGGCCUUUCAUGCCGUCACGUCCUCAUCGGAUCCAAGGAAGCCAACAAUGACUAUGUUUACCACCCCAGUGCGCCUCGUAAAAAUGUCCUCCUGCUUAGCAAUAGAGACAUAACUGACCUCGUUAAUUCGAUCGAAAUCAAUAUCACAGGACAUAGCACGGCGGUGAAGAACUAUAGGAAGGAGAUUAAAGGGUUUGAGGAGAGGGAGAAGGGCACCAACGCUGGUGAUGUUAUGGAGGCCAAGGCGGCCCGAAUUGAGGCUCAGGCGUUGCUGGACGAUGUGGAGAAGAAAAUAGAUGCACUUAGAGUGUUGCGCAAGCAGCUCAACAACGAUUGGAACAGACUUCAAAAUCGUGUCCUUGGACACAUCCUCCGCUCCCCACCCAUCAGUGUCAGUGUCGGCCGGCAUCGUUUCACGGAGGAUUGGGGGGUCUUCGAGGUCGACCGGGCCAAGCUCGGUGACGGCUUCCAGGGCAAUAAGAUUGACCUCGGAACAAAGCUAACGCCAGAAGAAUUCAAGAAAAAAUGUUUCGCCCUUGGAGACGCCAACUGGGAGUUCACAUAUCCCGAAGAUCGUCUGCUUCCACUUAUGGGCAUCAUUCCUGACAACGCUCUGCGCACCCCCAACAUGUGGGACUCGGACGGCGAACCAUGCUUGUUGGUCAUCAAGAACGGCAAUGCCACUAACACCACCAUCGGCCGUGCGAAUGGUGUCUUUUCUAUAGUUCGCGAAUACUUCACCGACACAUCAAUCGACCAAACCUCCAUGGAGUGGGUGAUAAUCAACUACGACAGCAAAUCAGAAGUAUUUUCGAAACCUGGCGAUUCAGGCUCAGUAAUUGCCGACAUCCAUGGCCGUAUUGGUGGCAUGCUUACUGGUGGUUCUGGCAAGACGCCAUCUUCUGAUAUGACCUAUGCCACACCGUUCUGGUGGCUCCUUGAGCGUAUCAAGGUGAACGGAUUCCCUAAUGUGCACCUCGGCGUCGUCACCUAG